GCCGCCGCCAACAGGGUCUGACUGGGCCGUCCGGCGCGCUUCCUGGUGUCACCCCCAGAGGGCGCCGGCCACUGAGCCGCCCGCAGAGUCGCGAGGCCGGAAGGAGCGCGGCGCCGCCCCACUCGCCCCAACCGCCGCCAUGAAAGCCGUGGUGCAGCGCGUCACCCGGGCCAGCGUCACAGUUGGAGGAGAGCAAAUAAGUGCAAUUGGACGGGGAAUCUGUGUGUUGCUGGGUAUUUCUCUGGAAGAUACACAGAAGGAACUGGAGCACAUGGUCAGAAAGAUUUUAAACCUGCGUGUGUUUGAGGAUGAGAGUGGGAAACACUGGUCGAAGAGUGUGAUGGACAAACAGUAUGAGGUGCUGUGCAUCAGCCAGUUCACCCUCCAGUGCGUGCUCAAGGGGAACAAGCCUGACUUUCACCUGGCAAUGCCCACAGAGCAGGCAGAAAGCUUCUACAACAGCUUCCUGGAGCAGCUGCGCAAGACCUACAGGCCGGAGCUCAUCAAAGAUGGCAAGUUUGGUGCCUACAUGCAAGUCCACAUUCAGAAUGAUGGGCCUGUGACUGUAGAAUUGGAGUCCCCAGCACCUGGCGCUGCUGCCUCUGACCCAAAGCAGCUGUCAAAGCUUGAAAAACAACAGCAGAGGAAAGAAAAGACCAGAGCCAAGGGGCCUUCCGAAUCAAGCAAAGAAAGAAACGCCCCCCGAAAAGAAGACCGCAGUGCCAGCAGCGGGGCAGAGGGCGACGUGUCUUCUGAGCGGGAGCCGUAGACUUAAGGAUGGAACUCAGAACGUUGUGUGCAAGACCUGUGCGGAGGUGGAGAACCUGUCCUUACAGAGGCGUAAGUGCAUUAUCAUCGGGUGGAACUGGAUCCUGAAAAAUUCAUGGAAGAUGCUAAGUACCUACACUGCUUUAAGAAUUUGGAACUGAAUCAUGAAAAGGAAGACAGAAACAAGAAAUAGGGAACCUGAGUAGCCCUGCAAAAACAAAGCAGAAUGAAACCAAACACCACCACCAAAGGAACGUUACCAUUCUCUGUUGUUGCUGUGGUCUGACGGAAAGGUGGGUGCCGGCGGUGCAGGGGAGCACACCCCGUGUGUAUUGCAACAGGACAGACACCCAUGCUCCCCCCACAGAAAGACUUUGCUGGUUCCUGUGAGUUCUUGGCUUGCUUUUGGAACAGGCUGGUCCAGCGUUAUUUGUCACCGAGUCCUCCUUUCACACUGUGGUGUAUUUCUGCGUGUCCAUGAUGGGUCGCAACUGCAAUUCAUGCUGUCCAUGCUCUUCCCAACACCGCCUUAGCCAGGGCCCGUGUUAAGGUGUACAGAGAACAGACUUUAGUGAUAAUGUAUUGUGUAAGACCUUUGCAUCUUGUAAAUUUUCUCAUUUUUCUAAAAAGAAAUAAUAAAAUUCCAAACCUCAACAAACCACUUUAUUAUUAAACAAA
Prionailurus viverrinus (fishing cat) is the source of this 1446-nucleotide messenger RNA. RefSeq names its product D-aminoacyl-tRNA deacylase 1 (gene DTD1). Gene Ontology annotation, cellular component: cytoplasm. The record is from RefSeq and is a predicted model, not a curated record. The transcript is spliced from 7 exons. Gene Ontology annotation, biological process: tRNA metabolic process. NCBI's taxonomy places the organism in Eukaryota, Metazoa, Chordata, Mammalia, Carnivora, Felidae. Bases 140 to 769 code for a protein of 209 amino acids. Gene Ontology annotation, molecular function: D-tyrosyl-tRNA(Tyr) deacylase activity.